AUGGAGAAAAUCAAAGAAGCUGAAAACUACGAACGGAUCGACUUCGAUAACUUGGGUUUGGUCAUUUUUGGAAUUGAGCUUAUUGUUCACCACUAUCACUCUAAACAUCAAAGACGGGAAAAGGAGCGACGACAGUUUAUUGAAAGAUUGAGAGCACAACCACGGAUUAUUUUAUCCCCUGGUUGUAUUGUUCUGUCAAACACUCGCGAGUGA
Messenger RNA from Cotesia congregata, 213 nucleotides. NCBI's taxonomy places the organism in Eukaryota, Metazoa, Arthropoda, Insecta, Hymenoptera, Braconidae. The record is from the annotation of a GenBank genome assembly.